Molecule: messenger RNA, 1149 nt
Organism: Glycine soja
Lineage: Eukaryota; Viridiplantae; Streptophyta; Magnoliopsida; Fabales; Fabaceae
Product: F-box/kelch-repeat protein At3g23880-like
Exons: 5
Coding region: 1-1149 (382 amino acids)
Molecular function (GO): protein binding
Source: RefSeq, a predicted model, not a curated record
AUGCGAUCAGAGAAGAGAUCAUGUUCGCCACUCCUCUGUGAUGAACUCAUCAAGGAAAUCUUGUCUAGUCUUCCCGUGAAACCUUUGAUCCAAUUCAAGUGUGUGUACAAGGGAUGGAACUCCCUGAUGUCAGAUCCCUAUUUCAUCAAAUUGCACCUUAACAAAUCUGCUCCUAAGGACGAUUUGGAACACCUUCAACUGAUGAAAAAUGUCUGCCUCGGAUCCAUCCCUGAAAUCCACAUGGAAUCGUGUGAUGUAAGUUCAUUAUUCCAUUCCCUACAAAUUGAAACGUUCUUGUUCAAUUUCACAAAUAUGUCAGGUUACCAUCUGGUCGGUUCAUGUAAUGGGUUGCACUGUGGGGUUAACGAAAUACCAGAAGGAUACCGUGUUUGUUUCUGGAACAAGGAGACAAGGGUGAUAUACAGAGAAUUGCCAACGCUGUCUUUUUCCCCGGGCAUUGGUCGUAGAACAAUGUUUGGGUUUGGCUAUGAUCCGUCAAGUGACAAAUACAAGGGUGUAGCAAUUGCAUUGACUAUGCUUUCAAUUGACAUAUCUCAAAAGACAGAGAUCAAAGUUUAUAGCACGGGUGACAGUAGUUGGAGAAACCUUAAAGGUUUUCCUGUUCUUUGGACUUUACCUAAAGUUGGUGGAGUGUAUCUGAGUGGAACCCUUAAUUGGGUUGUUAUUAAGGGAAAAGAAACCAUUCAUUCUGAAAUCGUUCAUCCGCCACUACCAAUCAAUUGCUUGCUUGAAUCGCUGUUUGGAGGUUUGGAGAGCGAGAACACCUGUUCACGAAAGCCUCCCUUUGGUGGAGAGAUUUGGCAAAAGUAUGAGGUGGCGAGGAUCCAACUUUCAAACGUAGAAUAUUGGAGGCUAGGUAGUUGUAGGGAUGCUAAAUUCUGGCUGGACAACCGGAAUGGUGAUACAGUUUUUGGGCUUUGGCUGACAAGUAUAGCAGGUUAUUCACAAAUUCUUGUAAUCCGAAUGCCCUGGUGGCUGAAAUGGGAUAUUGGGUACCCUCCCAAACAAACAAUGUUAUUUUUAGAGGGGCCAAUGGGAAUUGGGAAGCUGUGUUGUGUGGCCGCAUGGGAUCUGGCAAAACAUAGAGCUUGGGCAUGGAUUAAUGCGAAAGGAAAGGAGAUCGAUUGA